Messenger RNA from Daldinia decipiens, 1672 nucleotides. Its product is annotated as 2,6-dihydropseudooxynicotine hydrolase. The record is from RefSeq and is a predicted model, not a curated record. The coding region runs from base 196 to 1533 and encodes 445 amino acids. NCBI's taxonomy places the organism in Eukaryota, Fungi, Ascomycota, Sordariomycetes, Xylariales, Hypoxylaceae. The transcript is spliced from 2 exons.
AUGACGAGUAUCGAAGGAUUCUAGUUGAAGCUGAAAAUUUUAUAACGAUACUAAUAAUCAAAAUGUAGUAUAUAUAACAAUGUGCUUGUCCUAUGAAGACAACCAGCUCUCGAAACCAACAACUACUUCCGACUACUACGGACAAGGAAUUUUAUCAAGUCUUCUAUUCAACAGUUACUGACAAGAGUUUUCGCUAUGAAAUCCAUAGGUGUACCGUUGUUCUUCCUCACUUACUCAAGUUUGGUCUUUGGGCUUCCACAUGUGGGAAAGAAUGUUCGAAUGCCUCAACCAGUCAAACGGAGCAAUGACUCAGAUCCAGGUUCUAUGCUCCAGCUGAGUUCUGAUGGGGACUUCCAUUUUGAGAUUCUCCGGGCUUUAGCUCUUGCGCCUUACCAGGGCUCAGAUGUGGGCGAAGUCUUGGUUGCCGCAGACCACAUUAUAGCGGGAGAUUUCGAAAGCUACUAUAAUGCCUUCUACAGUCUUGCCGAUCGGGUUCACAACCAAGCGAGCGCAAUCGACCCCAGUCGGUACCCCGUUUCGGCGAGGAACGCAUAUUUCCGAGAAGCGACCUACUACCGCUCAGCCGACUUCUUCCUCCAUGGCAACUGGAACGACUCCCGGAUCAAUAUGCUCUGGGACAAACAGCUCGCGGCUUAUGACAAGGCAAUUUCACUGCUCCCAGUCCCCGGCGAGCGCAUCACGCUGCAAGGCAAGGGCUUCCAGAUCCCGGCUAUCUUCUUCGGCAGCGGCCAGCCGGGCCACCGCCCGACGAUUCUCAUGUGCACCGGCUACGACGGCUCGCAGGAGGAAUUGUACCAUAUAAUCGGCGAGGCGGCCCUCCAGCGCGGCAUCAACGUGAUCACGUUCGAGGGGCCCGGACAACCUACUGUGCGCCGCCAGCAGAAUAUCGGCUUCAUCCCAGAGUGGGAAGAGGUCGUGUCGCCCGUGGUUGACUACGCGAUUUCGCGCAGCGACGUCGACGGCAAGAAACUCGGUCUGUUGGGCCUUUCUUUCGGCGGCUACCUAGCCCCCCGCGCCGCAGCCUUCGAGCACCGACUCGCCGCCGUCAUCGCCUUCGACGGCCUGUACUCCUUUGGGCAGGUUAUCUUCGACGAGUUCGGGCCCGAGAUGGAAGCGCUGUACCGCGCCGGCAACUCAAGCGCCUUCGACGCUAACAUCUUCGCAUUGCUGGCGCAGCCGACUGGCGUGCCGACGUCCGUGCGCUGGGGCAUCGAGCAGGGCCUCUGGUCGUUCAAGGAGACGAGCCCGUUCGCGUGGGCGACCCAGGUUGAUAAGUACAGGCUAGAUGGGGUCGUGCAGAACAUUACCACCCCUGUGUUUGUGGCCGACGCGCAGAACGAUAUGUUCUUCAAGGGGCAGGGGAAGAUACUUGCGGACAAGCUGGGAGAUCUCGCUACGUACCAUGUGUUUGAGUCGAUAGAUGGGGCGGGGGAGCAUUGCUCGUUAGGCGCGUCUGUGUUGAGCGGGCAGGUGAUUCUUGAUUGGUUCCAAGAUUUGGUGUCGUCUUCUUGAUAGGGUCAUGGUUUAUUAUUUGUGUGAUAGCUUUACAUAGACUGGCUUGCUAGACUCUGUUUAGCGGAAUAGGGGGUCAACAUGGAGGACAUUUCUCUUCGAUUCAUAGAUUUCUCCAAUGUACGCGUUCAACCAAGAA